Scophthalmus maximus (turbot) is the source of this 2110-nucleotide messenger RNA. RefSeq names its product regulator of G protein signaling 9a (gene rgs9a). The coding region runs from base 151 to 1596 and encodes 481 amino acids. Gene Ontology annotation, biological process: regulation of G protein-coupled receptor signaling pathway; G protein-coupled receptor signaling pathway; intracellular signal transduction. The record is from RefSeq and is a predicted model, not a curated record. Lineage: Eukaryota; Metazoa; Chordata; Actinopteri; Pleuronectiformes; Scophthalmidae. The transcript is spliced from 17 exons.
CCUUCAUAUCCCCUCUCAAUACUCACACAGGAAGAGUGCCUGCAUGCACACACUUCUCUCAGCACCUUUACGUAUUAUAACUGGAAUAUUUCACAGCAGGAAUUUUUUUUUAAUUAAAAAAAUUGAUUUGUUUUUCAUCGGCCUGCAAAUAUGACGAUUAGAUCAGCUCGUCCAGACCGAGGGCAGCAUUUUCGACCCCGUAUGCUCUGCCUCAAUAAGCUGGAGGUCAUCGUGGUGGAGAUGCAGGACCCGAAAAGUGGAGUGACAGGCUCAGAGCAGAAACUCAACGUCACUACCAUCCCACAUGUUUUCGCUGGUAAGGACAUCAUUGCAUGGAUUGCCAACAAGAUGAAGACCCCACCAGAAGAGGCUCAUGUCUUUGGCACCAUGUUAGUGGCCUUUGGCUACAUUUACCCCCUGCAGAACCACAAGAUGCUGGUCAUGUGUAAUGACACUAGCCUCUACCGCUUCCAGGCCCCAUACUUUUGGCCUACACAGAAAUGGGUUGCAGACGACUCUGAUUAUGCCAUUUACCUAGCCAAGAGGAACAUCCGCAAGAAAGGCAUGCUAGAACCUUAUGAACAGGCACAUUACAACCACCUCCAUAAAUGGCUGAACCACAAGUGGGACUUUAUUGUGAUGCAGGCCACUGAACAAUACAAGGCAGGUAAGGAGAGGAAGAAGCCAGAUCGUGUGGUGUUUGACUGCCAGGAGAGGGCUUACUGGAUACUGAACAGGCCACCGCGCCGUACUCACAGUGCUAUGGAUUGCGGUCCAGAGCGUCUUAUUGAUCCGAACGAAGAUGAGAAAAUCAGUUUUGAUCAGUACAGACGCAAGAACAUGUUCUAUCAACAAGCCAUCAUGAGGUCAAAGGUCAAAUCUAGCGUGUCCCUUGGAGCGCUCGUAAAGUACAUCACAACAUACAAAACCCACGACCCGUUUCUGGCUCCAUGUCAACCCAGCAACCCCUGGCAAACAGACAAUGACACAUACUGGACUCUCAACAUGAGAGGAGUUGACGUCCCUACCAAGAUGAGGGUCGAGCGCUGGUCCUUCAGCUUGUUCGAGCUGUUGACCGACCUGCGAGGAAGAGAUGACUUCAAGGUCUUCCUCAAGAAGGAGUUCAGCGGGGAGAACUUGGCUUUUUGGGAAGCAGCUGAAGAACUAAAGUGGGGCACUGGAUCCUCCAUGUCAGCAAAAGCUGAGACCAUCUUCAAGACCUUCUUGGCCCCUGGUGCCCCCCGCUGGAUCAACAUUGAUGGCAGGACCAUGGGUCUGACAGUGAAGGGCCUGGAUCAUCCUCACCGUUACGUACUAGAGGCAGCUCAGACACACGUCUUCCUGCUCAUGAAAAAGGACACUUUCUUCCGUUACCUCAAGUCACCAGUGUACAAAGACAUCCAGAAGAAGGCACUGAGCCCUGAGACUCACAACUUCAGUCCGGCACAGCUGGAGCAAAAUGCUCAGAAUAGAAGCCCCGGCAUCCAUCCCAUCAUCCUCUGGCAGCAGGAGGAGGAGGAAAAGGCUAAGACUGCUGCUGCCUCCGCUCCCGUCGAUGUCAAGGCCAUGAUGAGCAAAAUAGACAGGAAAAAGUAGAUAUGCAGUGGAGGUUUACAUGUCAAAGUGACAUACACGCUAUCCAGAGUCAUCCCAGGAAGUGAUGCUCUAUUUUAGAAACUUAUGAAAUGUGAGAAAUUGAGUAACCAUGGCUACAUAUUUGAAGAGGUGUACAAGACACCACAGAGAGAGAAAACCUUCCUUGUUCUUUGGCAAAGUGGUAGAAUAUUUCCAAAUUGUGGUCAGUAUGUUGAGUCACUUUCAUUUAAAAAAUGAUAACUAAUACAACUUAUUUCAUGUUAAAUACUUACAUAUAUCACAUUUCUUAGAAAAAAACAUUUUAAAUAUAUUUUAUCAGUAAAUUAGAUAUUAAUUCAAAGCUUAUUGUUUGCCAUGAAACUGUACCUUGCUGCAAAUUACUCUACCAGUUAUAAUCAAAAUGCACAUCAAUGUCAGUACAGUGCAGUUAAAACAAACACAUUUCCAUAUGGAUAUUUGUACAGUAUGUACAUAUUGUUAUUUGCCUGAUAUUAAUAAAUGAGAUUAAGUUAAA